GUCUUGGAAGGGGGCGUGACCCCUCGUGUUACUACAAUUGCACAGUUCAACGAAAUUCGUGAGCAGAUUUUGCGCAUCUGUCUGCCAGACGCGGGAAGUAGCAGUGAAGGGCUGUUGUUUCAGAAGCGGCAAUGAUUCGUUCUGUAAUACGCAGGUUACCUCAGGUUGUCUGGCUGCGAGCUGCAUUCACCAGGCCCUUUUCUGCAGCUGCCGUCCCAGCUCCAAACACCGAGCCUGAGAUCCAUUUCAACAAGAUCUUCAUAAACAAUGAAUGGCAUGAUGCAGUGAGCAAGAAGACCUUUCCAUCCAUUAAUCCUGCCACUGGGGAAGUGAUAUGCCAAGUUGCAGAAGGAGACAAGGCUGAUGUAGACAAGGCAGUCAUAGCUGCUCAAGAAGCUUUUAAAUUUGGUUCACCAUGGAGACGAAUGAAUGCUUCAGACAGAGGGGUGUUAAUAAACCGUUUAGCCGAUCUCAUUGAAAGAGACAGAGCUUACCUGGCGUCUCUCGAGACCCUGGACAAUGGAAAGCCUUACACCAUGUCUUAUGCUGUGGAUUUGGAGUUGGUUGUAAAAUGCCUCAGAUAUUAUGCAGGAUGGGCUGACAAGACCCAUGGGAAGACCAUUCCAAUAGACGGAGAUUACUUCAGCUAUACUCGCCAUGAACCUGUGGGAGUGUGUGGGCAGGUCAUUCCAUGGAACUUCCCUUUAUUGAUGCAAGCAUGGAAACUUGGACCAGCUUUAGCAACUGGGAAUGUGGUGGUGAUGAAGGUAGCUGAGCAAACUCCACUUACUGCUCUGUAUGUGGCCAGUCUGAUCAAAGAGGCUGGUUUCCCACCAGGUGUAGUAAACAUCAUUCCUGGAUAUGGACCCACUGCGGGGGCUGCAAUAUCAUCACAUAUGGAUGUUGAUAAAGUUGCAUUCACUGGCUCUACUGAGGUUGGUCACAUCAUCCAGAAAGCAUCUGGGACAAGCAACCUGAAGAAAGUGACACUAGAACUAGGAGGAAAAAGUCCAAACAUAAUUUUCUCUGAUGCUGACAUGAGCACCGCAGUGGAACAGGCCCACUUCGCACUCUUUUUUAAUCAGGGACAGUGCUGUUGCGCUGGAAGCCGCACUUUUGUUGAAGAAUCAAUCUAUAAUGAGUUUGUGGAGAGGAGCAUUGAAAGAGCCAAAUCUCGAGUGGUUGGAAAUCCAUUUGAUCCAAACACAGAGCAAGGGCCCCAGAUUGAUGAAGAACAGUUCCAAAAGAUUCUGAACUACAUCAGUAGUGGGAAACGGGAGGGAGCCAAGCUGCUUUGUGGAGGAGGUGUUGCUGCUGACCGAGGUUAUUUUAUUCAGCCAACUGUGUUUGGAGAUGUGCACGAUAACAUGGUCAUUGCUAAAGAGGAGAUUUUUGGACCAGUCAUGCAGAUAAUGAAAUUCAAGACAAUUGAAGAAGUCCUGGAAAGAGCCAAUAACACCAAAUAUGGAUUAGCAGCAGCAGUAUUCACCAGAGAUAUAGACAAGGCCAAUUAUAUGUCUCAGGGCCUACGUGCUGGAACUGUUUGGGUGAAUUGUUACGAUGUGUUUGGAGCACAGUCCCCAUUUGGAGGUUACAAGGCUUCUGGUGUUGGUCGAGAAUUGGGUGAAUACAGCUUAGAAGAAUACACAGAAGUAAAAACUGUCACAAUUAAAGUUCCUCAGAAGAACUCAUAAGAAAAGUCAUUUCCUACAGUUUCUGUUCGUAAUGUGAAUACUAUAAACAUGGUAGUCUACACUUCCAGGAGUCAAGAGAGGGAAAAACAGUUAAACGUACCAUGUUUAACAAUAGCACUUACUUCGAAGCUAUGGAAGAUAUAGAUAAGGCAAAAUGUAGUGGCUUACGUAACUUUCUUAAUGGCACUUGGGACUCUUUUCAGCGACAACAUAUUCUUAGGACUUGCGUAACUUUCCUAAUGGCACUUGGGACUUUCAGCUACAUGUUCUUAGGACUUGUAUAACUCUCCUGCAGUAUUCAUCAGUUAUUGUUUUCCCUCCAGGAAAUCUACAUUUUAAUUUUUCUAACAUUAACAUGUUUAAGUUAAGUAUAAAAACGUUCAAGUAUUUGCUGGAAUCAUUCUAAAUACACACAGAGUUUUUGCUUUUUUGUCAACUCCGCUAUUAAAAGGUUAAAAACUUU
Protopterus annectens (West African lungfish) is the source of this 2157-nucleotide messenger RNA. RefSeq names its product aldehyde dehydrogenase 2 family member (gene ALDH2). Gene Ontology annotation, molecular function: aldehyde dehydrogenase (NAD+) activity. The coding region runs from base 132 to 1694 and encodes 520 amino acids. The transcript has 13 exons. Lineage: Eukaryota; Metazoa; Chordata; Ceratodontiformes; Protopteridae. The record is from RefSeq and is a predicted model, not a curated record.